AUGUCCUCUGGUUUCGCAAAUUCCUUCUGGUCCGGCGACUACGCUGGAGGCCUGGGCGUGCUGUUCGGGAAGCUUCAGCAAGGCGUCCAGGAAAACGAGCAGGUCCUCACAAUAGCCCGUCUGCGCGCCGAGGCCGAAGAGGCCUACGCCACGAAGCUCUCUGAGAUCGCGCCUGCCACCGACCGCCUGUCUGGCGGGUUUGGCCGCGACGAUGGCGCCAGUGUGCGCAAGGCCUACGAAGGCGUCCGCACCGAGAUGGAGCAGGCUUCGCAGAGCCACAAGAAGAUCGCGUCCAACAUUCGCGAGCUCGUCGUCCAGCCGUUCGGCCGCUGGUGCGAGGCGCACGCUGCGCGCGUGCAGAACUCGCAGGACGACCUGCAGGCCCGGAUCAAGGUGCACGACAAGCAGGCCGAGGCCGUCCGGAAAUUCCGCAGCCAGUACUACAACAAGUGCCGCCUGGUCGAGGAUCUGGAGGAAGAGGACAAGCUCGCUUUCCAAGACCCCAGAACCGAGGCGCAGAGCCCCAAGAACACCCCUACCGUGAAGAUUUCCGAGCCUGAGGAUGUCGAGGAUGAGCCCAUCGAAAUCGGCGACGAGACCUACCACCCCGAACAGAUGAAGAAGAUCCUCUCCCACAUGCUUGAGAACAUCAAGCUGGGCGAGUACAAGCUCCCCAUCAUCGGCACCUACCAGAAUGUCGCUUCCGGCGCCGACAUCACCGACUACAUCCAGAAGCACAUGGGCGCAACGAGCGUGAGCUACGCCGAGAGGAUCGGCCAGGAUCUGUGCUCGCACGGCUUCCUCAGGCUGCUGGGCAACGUGGGCAGCACCUUCGCAAAUAGCUCCAAGAUGAACUACCAGUUCCGGCCCAAGGUCUUCCAAAUCACCGGGAUUCCCGAGAAGAAGAAGCCGCUUGAGAGAGUGUCGUCCGUCAUGUCCUCGGACAGCAACACCGCCGACUCGCCAUCCAGCGCUGUUGGCGAGUUCCUGUCCGGCUGGAAUCCCAUGAACACUGCCCGCCCGGGCGAGACUCCGGCCGAGAAGCUGCGCCGCGAGGCCCGCGAGGCAGACGAGCGGUACAAGGCUGCCGUGAAGAAGCUGGAUUUCCUGCGGUGCAACUUGGAAGAGUCGAUGGUAGACCACUUGAAGUUCAUGGAGCGUUGCGAGUUGGACCGCCUGAAGGCCAUCAAGGCCGUGAUCCUGGACUUCUCGGGCGCCAUCAGCAACGUCAUGCCAACUUUGCAGAGCACGAUCGACAAGAUGAUGCUCUUCCAGGAGACUGUCCAGCCUCUGGGCGACCUGAGGUAUCUCCUGGAGAACUACCGCACCGGCCACUUCGUCCCCAAAGUCGUGACUUACGAAAACUACUACAAUAAUGUUGAUGAGCAAACCUUUGGCGUUGAUCUCGAAGCCAGGGCCCGCUCGGACCGCAAGCGGGUGCCGAUUAUUGUUACCUCGAUUCUGACCUUCCUCGACAACCACUACCCCGAUCUCGAAGGUGAUGAAGCACGCCGUGGAAUCUGGCUGGUGGACGUGCCUUUGGCGGCAACCCACAAGCUCCGGGCCGAGAUCAACACCGGCAAACCCUUUUCCCACGAAAUUCUCGAGCAGUAUGAGAUACCCAUCGUCGCUAGUGUUUUGAAAUUGUACCUCCUGGAGCUUCCUGAUUCGCUCGUCUCAUCUCACGUUUACGAAAUUGUCAAGACCAUCUACAGCACGACUGCUCCCUCAACGAGCGAAGAUGCGCGUCUUUCGGUCAUCCAGUCGACCCUCGGUCAGCUUCGCCUUGCGAACAUUGCCACGCUCGAUGCGAUUACCACUCACUUCGUCCGCCUAAUUGAGCUCACUUCCGCGGACGAAACUUAUGUCGCCACCCUGGCAACCACGUUGUCCCCUUGCAUUUUGAGGCCGCGCCAGGAGAACUCGCUCACGAUGAAUGAGCGUUAUUCUUACCGCCUGAUCCGUGACCUGUUCGCCCACAAGGAUCCCAUCUUCGGCGAGCUGAAGCGCGCUUCGGCCCUCGCACACAGCAACUCCACCUCUGCCCGGCCGCGGGCAAUCAGCACCGACGAGAGCAACCGGCGCAUCCACAUGGAGGAGCGCGCGCGGGCCAUUGCCUCGCGCAGCCGCGCGUCGAGUCCCGCGCCAACGCCACGUGUACAUCGACGGGAUCGUAGCACAGGAGGACCGGAGACUCGCUUUCCGAUCGCUACCAGCAACACCAGUCCUACAGAGCGUCGUGGAACUGGAGGAAAGGCACGCGAUUCCCUUGAGGUCCCCGGGAGUGCUGAGAGCUCGCCCAUUCUCAAUGACUCCCCCCCAAAGCCCAUCGCGACGAACGGUACUGCCGCCUCGGUUGCCAGUACAGGUUCGAACAGGGACAGCAUCGCAUCCACCACCAUCUCCGCUUCCAAUCGGGACAGCAUCACGUCCGACGGUUCCUCUACGCCCACCAGUGCGACUACGGUCGAAAAGAGAAACUCUCUCGGGCGCUCCAGUGCCGCUGCCUCCCGAUUCCCCAGAAAGUCCGGCAGCCUGGCAAGACAAAGUCUGAUCGGCACCGGCAAGCGCGACAGUAUGGGCAGCCUGCGUGACGUUGACGCCACCUCAGCUCCAAUCGAGGAUGCUCAGGCCAGGCCCGUGGGCGUCGAGCUCGUCGAUAAGCCAAUGGAUGACUAA
This is a messenger RNA of Lasiodiplodia theobromae, 2679 nucleotides long. RefSeq names its product fes cip4 domain protein. Gene Ontology annotation, molecular function: GTPase activator activity. Gene Ontology annotation, biological process: cytoskeleton organization; small GTPase-mediated signal transduction. Gene Ontology annotation, cellular component: cytoplasm; plasma membrane; division septum. The record is from RefSeq and is a predicted model, not a curated record. NCBI's taxonomy places the organism in Eukaryota, Fungi, Ascomycota, Dothideomycetes, Botryosphaeriales, Botryosphaeriaceae. Bases 1 to 2679 code for a protein of 892 amino acids. The transcript is spliced from 5 exons.